AUGUGCUUUGCUUCCCUACAGGACUCAGUUACUGCACUUGUCACCUCCUUCAACUCAUCUUUCUCUUCCAUGAUGAGCAGACCAGCUCUGCUGCACACCUGCAUGGCUUUCUUCAGCUUUCUCCUCCUCACCUUGGCCACAGAGUGUCUAGCUUUCCCAAAGGUGGAAAGGAGGGAGGUGACACAGGCUUAUGAGGAGAAAGAGCAGUCCCGGAAGAUGAGCACAGAUGACAAGGAAAACGUCUCCUUUGCUGCCAAGUCCAUGCCCCAGCAGAUGUUCUCUGAUACUCCAAUGGUUCUGUCUGCAGGACCUACAGUGACACCAUUAAGUAAAAUAUUCUCUGUCAGUGAAAAAACCCACCUUCCAGGAGCUGGGCUUCUGCAUCCUACCAGCCCUGAUCUUCUCUCUUCCAGUGAGCCAGUGGCCUCAGCCAGUGAACAAGAGCAUGGUCCCAGCCAGCUCAAAAGAGUGUCUCCUGAACAGGGACUUUACAAAGCCACGUUACCCAUUGCUGCCUCUUCACCUGCAUCCUUGAGUCCUGACCAGGAGGGAGCCUACAGCAAUUCUAGCACCCAGCCCCUUGUAGACAGGAUCACAGAUGGAGCACACAGCUUCCUGAGGUAUGUGGACAGUCAGUUGUUUUCAACUGAAAGUCAGGAAGCAGCUAGUUUGGAAAAUUCACCUUCUUCUUAUAUAGAGACCAAAGAAAUGCCAUCCACCAAUCCAAGAACUGAGCAAGUUAGAGCAGAUGCAGCCAAGAGCAGGACUGCCUUUCCUGGGAUUGAUUCCACAAAAGACACAGAGCCUGAUGGGGAGAGGACCUCACAUAUGCCAGCAGAUGAUGCCCAGAGCACUCCCACCAUACACUUGGUGGCAACCUAUCAGAAUGUCUUCAAUAUUGAGUCAACAGCUGACAGUCUUCCGGGGUACCCUAAGGGCACAGUGAGUGUCAGCAGAGCUGCCCCAGUUUUUUCUGACCUGAGUAAUGAGUGGGAUGAUACCAAAUUUGAGAGUGUAAGUCAGAUGAGGCCCCCAGAGCCAGGAGACAAUGCAGAGACUCGAGUGAGAACAGAGCCACCAUAUAGGACAUUUGUGAGCUUUGAGGGGACUGAGAGGAGCCCCACUUCUAUGGAGGUCACAAAGAUUGCUGCAGAGCUGCCAGGAGGAGAGACGCCCUUGGCAACAGCCUCAAUGAUUGCACUUGAGGGUGAGAGGUCACCGGUCUUUAUCCAUCAGAUCCCCUUCACUCCCAUGAGGCUGACAGAAGACUCUGAAGUUUCCACUGUGAAUCUGUUCCCAGGUACAGGAGGCUUCAUAGCGUCCACCCAGGAGGACAGGACCAUGUUUUCCCCAGAGACUGCAGUUUCUGCCUCUCAGUAUCAGUCUGAGGCUCAGCAGGCAGCAGGAAAUGUGCUAACAGAUAAAAGGAAAAUGUAA
Molecule: messenger RNA, 1437 nt
Organism: Acomys russatus (golden spiny mouse)
Lineage: Eukaryota; Metazoa; Chordata; Mammalia; Rodentia; Muridae
Product: armadillo-like helical domain-containing protein 4
Source: RefSeq, a predicted model, not a curated record